Molecule: messenger RNA, 4041 nt
Organism: Anarrhichthys ocellatus (wolf-eel)
Lineage: Eukaryota; Metazoa; Chordata; Actinopteri; Perciformes; Anarhichadidae
Product: glucocorticoid receptor
Exons: 10
Coding region: 536-2914 (792 amino acids)
Biological process (GO): nuclear receptor-mediated glucocorticoid signaling pathway; regulation of DNA-templated transcription
Cellular component (GO): nucleus
Molecular function (GO): sequence-specific DNA binding; steroid binding; nuclear glucocorticoid receptor activity
Source: RefSeq, a predicted model, not a curated record
CCCUGCCUGAGUUUUCAGUUGAGUACGCCAGGGCAGCACGGCUGUAUUAUAUAACUUUCAUGUACUCACGGGUUUAAUGGCGCAAGAGCAGAAUAUCGCGGCGCAUAUCUGUGGAAUCACUGCGGAAUUACCCUGAAAUCGCGAGCGAGUAGGCGAUCAAUCACUUUUUUUUUUUUUUUUUUCUCAUACUGGCGACGUACGUCAAAAGUUAUCGACAGAUCGGGCAAGCAGGCGCGCACACACGGUGGAUCUCGACUGCGCCAACCAGGUCAGCGACGCUGUUGACUUUAGUUCUAAAACAGUUGAAAUUGCGGACGAUGUUUUCCUGCCGCAAGGGGAGAGAGGCGGCGACAAACCCAGCUGACAUUUCACCGCGCAACAUUGCUGCAAGGACCGGGUUUUAAUCGAGACCUUUGACUGUGUGUGUGUGUGUGUGUGUGUGUGUGUGUGGACGUCGCGUUAUUUCACUUAUGUUUUCCAACUUGGACUGACGGGAGAUGACCUAACUGGAAGAGCGCAUCCUCUCACUACAGAAAUGGAUCAGGGUGGACUGAAGCGCAACGGUAAUCGAGACGACAGCCUGACAUUUGGAGAGACGGGAGACGGAGAAUGCAGAGAUACAGGUGACACAGCUGGUUCACUGCUCCAGUCUGCAACGCACCCACCUGGCCAGGGGUCUCUGCCCCAGCCCACAGUGGCCCGAAAUGUAGGGUGUGGAACCAAAGACCAAGGGGAGCUAGGAGGCCUCUUUGACUCCCCUCAGCAUCGUGUCCUGUUUGAGGGGUCAGACAUGAAGGAGGGUAAAAUCAUUAGAGUGCCGAAACAACACCAGGAUAUUGGCGGAUUCAACAUGGAGGGCGACUUGCCGUUGCUGAAACACGGUAUUUCCGAUCUGGACCGGAGGGCCACCUCUGUCAUAAGCGCCUCAGUCUCCUCCAUCCUGGGCAACCUCCCUCUGCCAGACCUUUUCCCCCAGCACAUCAAGCAGGAGGCUAAUUUGUCUCAGGAUAAAGACCCGGAAACUUAUAGCGGACGCACAGGCGUGGGUCCCUGUGAUUUGGAUGGCAACAGCAGUCGCCAAAUCGAGGAUAUCGAAAUUUGGCAAGACCUGGACCUUCCUAAUUCCAUGCCAGAGAUCAGCGAUUUUGAUUUUGAUUCGGAAGUGGCACACUUGGAUAACAUCCUACAUGACAGCAGGGGUGGAGGUGGCGGGGGUGCUGUCAGCGGCUUGCUAAAGGAAACAAAGCCCGUCAUGGGUAAUGGAGUGAACUUUACCAGUGUGAAUGGCUCGGAUCAGCAGCACCAGCCCAUACACCAGCAGCACCACCUUCUCCAGCAGCAGCAGCUUCACCAUCAACAGCAGCCCGCAUCAAUUCUCUCCAGCGUUAUGAUCAAGGAAGAGAAGGAUCCGGACGACUCUUUCAUCCACAUCCGUACUCCUGGUGUUGUCAAACAGGAGAAGCAGGAGAGCGCUGGUUUCUGCCAGGCGCAGUGUCUCCAGAGCAGCAGGAGCUCUCUCCAUGUAGGUGGUGGCACCAUGCCUUCAUCUAUGAGCGUAGGAGCAGGAUCUAGCUACCACUACAGAGCCAACCCGUCCUCCACAGUGGGCCUACAAGACCAGGAUCUUUUUGGCUUGUACCCAAACCUGCCUCUGGUGGGGGAGAGCUGGGCCAGGGGGAACCGUUUUGGAGAGUCAUCCGGGCUACAGAGGGGCGACGAUGGGCUCCCCUCUGCUGCAGCCCUGUCAGCGUUUUCUGUCGGCUUCUCCAGCUCAUCACCGAGAGCGGGAGAGACUGUCGGUUCCGUGGUGCCAGGCCAAUCCAAGCCCAGCGGACAGACGCACAAGAUCUGUCUGGUGUGUUCGGACGAGGCCUCAGGAUGCCACUAUGGGGUUGUAACCUGCGGCAGCUGCAAGGUGUUCUUCAAGAGGGCCGUCGAAGGAUGGAGAGCACGACAAAACACAGAUGGUCAGCACAACUACCUGUGUGCAGGGAGAAAUGACUGCAUCAUUGACAAGAUCCGCAGGAAGAACUGUCCAGCCUGCCGAUUCAGGAAAUGUCUUAAAGCCGGAAUGAACUUGGAAGCGAGGAAAAACAAGAAGCUGACCAAGCUGAAAGUUCCCACCAUGCCUGUCCCAGUCAUCCCCAGGCCCAUGCCCCAACUCGUGCCCACGAUGCUGUCUGUGCUCAAGGCCAUCGAGCCGGAGGUCAUCUACUCGGGCUAUGACAGCACUCUGCCCGACACCUCCUCGCGGCUCAUGACCACUCUCAACAGGCUCGGGGGACAGCAGGUCAUCUCUGCAGUCAAGUGGGCAAAGUCACUGCCAGGUUUCCGCAACCUGCACCUGGAUGACCAGAUGACAUUGCUGCAGUGCUCCUGGCUGUUCCUCAUGUCCUUCAGUCUUGGUUGGAGGUCUUAUGAGCAGUGCAACGGUAGCAUGCUCUGCUUCGCCCCUGAUCUCGUCAUCAACAAAGAGCGUAUGAAGCUGCCCUUCAUGACCGACCAGUGUGAGCAGAUGCUUACAAUCUGUAAUGAGUUCGUCAGACUGCAGGUGUCCUAUGACGAGUACCUGUGCAUGAAGGUCCUGUUGCUGCUCAGCACAGUACCAAAAGAUGGACUGAAAAGCCAGGCGGUGUUUGACGAGAUCAGGAUGACGUACAUCAAGGAACUGGGAAAAGCCAUUGUCAAGAGAGAGGAGAACGCUAGUCAGAACUGGCAGCGUUUCUACCAGCUAACAAAGCUACUGGACUCCAUGCAGGAGAUGGUCGAGGGUCUUCUCCAGAUCUGUUUCUACACGUUUGUGAAUAAAACCCUCAGUGUGGAAUUCCCAGAGAUGCUGGCAGAGAUCAUCACCAACCAGUUACCAAAAUUCAAAGACGGGAGCGUCAAGCCUCUGCUGUUUCAUCAGAAAUGACUGCCUUAAACUGUGAAGCAAUGCCUUAAAUCCUGCCCUGCCCUUGUACCUUUCCGGGGCCCCAAGCUUUUGCCCCAAGCCCUAAGCCUUUGCCUGUUCGCCUCCCCAUCACGAGGAUGCAAUUGCUUCGUUUUCUCCGGGCCCCCUUUAGGAAUCGGCCACACCCCCCUCCAGGCCUCAGCCAUUCAGCCUAAUUUUGGAGCACAAUACCUCUUCAUGCCUCCCAAUCUGGCACCAGGUUGGGCCAAACUAGGGUAGGACAUCCAACCUCCGACCUGUUGCCCUUUUUCUUGGCGAACCAAGAAGAAGUUGUCCUCCAGGGGAAACAUGUAGGCUCUGAAUGUCUUGUGGACAGGAUGCAUUUUUGCGGGAUCUAUUUUUUAAAUUUAUUUUUCCAACGCCCCCUCACCCUUUCCUCCGUCCAGGGUCUCUGUCCUCAGGUUUCUGAUGCUGUUUAUUUUGUUGGCCGCCGGCCUCCAGUGUUUUAUUGCUGUUUUACUGACGAGCUUACACCUAGAAACACCUUUUCCACCCCUAAUAUACUGUCCAACUCGCCGGUUUAGUAGCUUAUUGAAGCUCCCGCCAAGCUCGAGCCUACUGUUCCUCUGCUCACCUACCCAGCUCGUCUCCGUUUGCCCUUCCCAUCUCUACUGCGCAGAGAGUGUAGUGAGUGUUUGCUUUAUUGUGGUUUCCAUAGGACGGUUAGCAAUGAAGAGGGGAUAAACGAAAACACAGGAAAAUUUGAAACAUGACAUGAGAGAAUCAUUUUUUUCUUUUUCUUCUGGACCCAAGGACAAUGAGGACUGUUUUCAGCUGAAAUGAUGUGAAUCAGAUUUAUAUACAUGACCAAUGUAAGAAAAACAACAGCGAGGGGAAUAUCCAUGUAUUUUAUGCAGACGCGCUUUUCUGACCACACAUGCAAAAGUCACGCUUGCACACAAACAUUGAAAGUAUUCACGGACACAUUCACUCAAUGAAAUGUUUACACAGGGAUUCUGACAAGGGAAAAACAGUGCCUUUUAGCUUUUAAAGCUCUUCAUAGCCAUCCUCUCUAAACUGUGUUUCUUUUUUUUUUUAUAUAUGAAUCUUAACCUUGACAAACAUUUUUUCUAUUUUUGUUUUUCCAU